Molecule: messenger RNA, 1262 nt
Organism: Andrographis paniculata
Lineage: Eukaryota; Viridiplantae; Streptophyta; Magnoliopsida; Lamiales; Acanthaceae
Product: SAP-like protein BP-73
Exons: 3
Coding region: 97-951 (284 amino acids)
Biological process (GO): DNA-templated transcription termination
Source: RefSeq, a predicted model, not a curated record
UCGACUUCCGAUCUGGUGUACGUAUUUUGAAGGUUUAGGGAGUGUUUACUUUUGUCGAUUAUACCACAAAGCCAUACCAUCUGAACCAUUUUGUAGAUGAAUAUGGUAGUAGGAGGAGGAGGCUCAGUACUCUGUCCGCGUUCUGUUCUUCAUUUUCAUUUGCCCUCGAGCAGACUGAAAUUCGGAAACCCUAAACCUUUUUUUCCGCCAAAAGAAAUAGCAGAUUGGCCCUCCUUUGCAAGCAUAAGAGCAGAAGGAAAUGGAAAAUGGCGUAAAAACAAUCCUUCCGCAAGGGCCCCUGAAGCCGAAGAGCUGGAGGAGGGCCCUCCAUUAGAUGAUCGAAGAUCAUCCUUAUCUCCUAAUAAGGAAAAAAUUAUAGCCCUUUUUAAACGAAUACAGGCUUCCAUUUCCAAAGAUGAUACCCUGUAUUCCAAGAAUCAGGGUUUAAAGAAGUUUGAUGACGAGAAAUCCUCAGCUGAGGCAAUAUUGGGAGUUCUUCACCAGUCAAGAACACAAGGAAAAGGGAGGAGAAAUUCAGUGAAGAAGGUUAGUAAAUCACCACAUGCUAGAAAAGAAUCACAGGGAGAAGAUGAGAGAGCAGUGCACUCACCAACUUUGAGCUUUAAAUCAACAAGACCUCCGUCAAAUUUCAUUAGGAAAUCUCCGACAGCUACUCUAUUGAGCCGAAGAGAAAAAUCCGAGCCAGAAGAUGAAGCAUUGCACGCCAUGUCUGCUCCAUCAAUCCCAGGAGAGGAGUUUCUGCAAACACCUCAAGCAUUGCCAGCAACAGAUAAUAGCAACGAGCAUGAACUCGUAGAGGAGUUCAAGAACAUGAAUCUUGCUCGGUUAAAAGAGAUUGCGAAAUCUAAAGGGCUCAGGGGUUAUUCAAAACUUAAAAAGAGUGAGCUCAUAGACCUCCUAACGCAGUCUGUAAAUAGCAAUACUCCAUGAAAUGCUUCCACUUCCCUCGUCUAAAUCUUUAUUCAUCGUUCCAUACGCCUUGGUUUGUCAAGGAUUUCGCUCGAUUAUUCGACCACAUGAAUGUCCUCGAUUUUCUUAUGUGAAAGGAGCACAUAUGGGGAAGAAUCCUUCAUUGCCAAAAUAUCCAUGUUUCGAAAAUCCUUGUUUAUAGAUGCAAUAUACAGUGUCACUACAGUUUCCUUUAUUAAUGAAUCUGUUUCUCUAUGUGUGGAAACUUUAUCUUCUUCUUGUUCUUUAUGUAUCAGCUUCCCCAUUCUCCAAUUCAGUGAAAACUUUUAUUA